This is a messenger RNA of Vollenhovia emeryi, 5969 nucleotides long. RefSeq lists its product as uncharacterized. Gene Ontology annotation, molecular function: protein binding. The coding region runs from base 309 to 5630 and encodes 1773 amino acids. The transcript is spliced from 11 exons. The record is from RefSeq and is a predicted model, not a curated record. Lineage: Eukaryota; Metazoa; Arthropoda; Insecta; Hymenoptera; Formicidae.
CCAAUCCGUAGUCUGAUACGGGCUUUACGACUACAAUAAAGAACAGACCCCAUGUUUUUCGUGGUGCAAACCGACGUCCGACGCAUGCGCGAGACUCGGUCACUCGGGUUGGGUCAAUCCAGGAUUCCAGGAUUUCCAGGGGGAGCGCGUAGACUACAGCGGAUGAGCGGAGCGAGAGGGUUUUGUGCAACUAGACUGUGCUCGCCCGACCAGAGUUGUUUCCGCCAAGUAAUCAAAUCGAAUGGGGAUUGGGGCGAGUGAAGAUUGGGAAAGCAGCGACGAGGCGUGAGUGAGAUAUCGGUAGGGCCAUGGCGUACGUCAACGUAGCCGACUGGCAGCCGCAUCAGGUGUGCGAAUGGCUGAAAGGUUUGGAUAACACCGUACUGCCCUAUAUUCAUAGCUUUCUAAAUCACAGUGUCAACGGGAAACGAUUGUUGAACUUGCAAUCGCAAGACUUGCAGCGUUUGGAUGUAAUAAAGCUCGGCCAUCAAGAAAUCAUUCUCGAGGCUGUGGAAAGCCUCCGAAGGUUUCAUUACGAGCUGGAGACGGAGAAUCUGCAAGUGCUGGCGUUGCGACUUUCGACCGAGGCGCACAGCUUGCACAAUGAAUUAUGUUGCAAAGACGAUUUCCAGCCUGUUACCACUGAAACCUUGGCGCACGUAGCGUCACUUAUGACCACGGUCAAACCUUUAAUGAAAUGGAUGGAAUACCCUCCGUUCUGUGGCCAAAUAGAAUAUCAGGCCAUUAAGGUCAAUUUAAUGAAGAUAUCUCUAGAAAUGGCUACGUGCGCGCAAAGAGACAGAUUUGCCGAUAAGCCGGUGAAAGAGAUAAGAACUACUUCUAGCAAACUGGCGAGAUUAGCCGAUUACAUUAUUCAAGAUGUUACCGAUCCGAUAAUACUUGAGCCUGCGAGUUUAGAUCUGGUAACGUUAAGGAAGAAAUCUAGCGACGAUUUGGGUUUUUCCAUCUUGCCAUCCUUUCAUGGAGUGCACCAGAUUACUGAAGUUAAACCUGGAGCCGCUGCGCAUCAGUCUCGCAAAAUGCUGGAAGGAGAUGAGAUAGUACAAGUAAAUUAUCAAGCGGUCAUUGGUUGGGAGAGAAAGAGUUUGCUUGAAUUAUUCCGACAAAGCCCAGCGGAAAUCCUCUUGACCAUAAAACGUAGACCAAAGCAUAAAAAAGUUUUUGGCAAACUUUACAUAAAACCGUAUAAACUUCCAAGUAACAAAAACACCUCUUACACAGCACAAGCGUGUAAUCUUCCAUCCCCUAGACCAGAAUUAUUAACAAUACCCGACUAUGCAAUGCCAUCACCUAGAUUUAUGCCAAAGAAAAUCGACCCGGAAGCAGCAAGCUUCUUAGAUGCACUCGAACAGUUGGAUACGAUGACUACGGAUAGUAGCGAGUCUGAUAUCGAAGCAGAGUUGCCACUUUAUCCUAAACCAAGACACAUACCUCAAAGGCGAGCUACGAUAACGGGUGCCAGUCCGACGAGGAAAUAUGGUUCCGAUAUCCAAGAGUUGUGGGAGGAGUUGAAACGAGAGCACAAAAUGACUGUUGAGUUGCGUGAUAAAGCAGCACCUGGCUUGGAGAAUGUGCCAAUGGUAAAUAUACGGCCUCAAACGUGUUUAGGAUUAGAACCGCCAAAAAGGAAGAAGAAGACUAAUGAGCAAACGAAUAGAAAGGUGCAAUUUAAUAGCACUCGUCCAGAUGAUACGAAAGAAAAAGUUAUUCUUACGGAAAACUCUGAUGACGAUGGUGCGAAUAAUAAUGGUGUAAAUAAAGAUCUUGAUAUAGGAGGUUUGCAAGCACCCAUGGGUAAUGUCAUUGAUAGCAAUAAUUUUAACGAUACAGCCGUGCCUUUAGAUGAUUCGAAUAAUUCUAUUAGCGAUACAUGUAGUACUAAUGAGAGCUUGCCGAAUAACAAAGAAAUCGACGUCGAGAACUAUAGUACCUCUGCAUACAAUCUAUCGGGUACCAAGAAAAUACCCAACAAUAAUUUGACCAAAACUGACGUUGGUAAAGUUAUCGAGAAUGUUGGUGAUAAUAAAAAAUUGAGUAGUGAGCAUCGAGAGAUAUCAGCUAGAAGAUACGAUGGUAAUGUCGCGCAAAAGAUUAGUAGCAUCGAAAAACAGAUUGCGCAUGAAAAUGCAGAACAAACGUGUGCCUUUGGUGUGCCUAAAAGAAUAGACUCGCAUAAAGAUAAUACACGUGUUACGAUAAAUGAUGUAAAUCUUGAAAAUAGCACAGAGGACAAAAAUCAAAAUGAUUAUGAACAUGAUAUGUCAGACAUAAGUGGUAAAAAGUAUGCUGUCAAAAGAACAAGUACCGAAUGUGAGAACGUCAAAUACUCGAAAACUAUUGAUCUGAAAGAUUUGGCGUGCGAGCAUCAUGAGAAUGCUGAUUGUAGUACUUUAGAAAUAUCAAACGGUAAAAGGAAAUGCAGUAAUAUUAAUCACAUUAGUAGUAGUAGUAGUAGUAGUAGCAGUAGUAGUAGCAGUAGCAGUAGCAGUACUAGUACUAAUACUAAUACAAAUACUAAUACCAAUAGCAAUAGUAGGAGUAGUAGUGAUGGUGGUGGUGGCGGUAAUAGUAGUAGUAGUAGUAGUAGUAGCGGUAGUAACAACAAUAACGACAGUAGCGAUAGUAGCGGUGGUGGCGGUGGUGGUGGUGGUGGUAGUAUUAACCACAGCAAUAACAUUGAAAAAAACAAAUUACAAACGUUUGAUUGUACUUUAGCAACUCGGCAAGAAUUGCUGGGAAAAAAGUGUUCCUCAGUGCUACCGAGAGAGAAUUGUGCCGAGUUGAAAACAUCACCAAAUAAUAAUAGUAAAUUAAUGAAAGAUGAUAUAUCGAAUGUCACUCGUAACGUUUUAAAGAUGCAGAUUGACAUAAGGCAGCAAAGUAAAGAAAUGAAAUCUGGAGACUCGUCUUCACAGGCAACAGUACAGUCCUGCCGCUAUAUACCAAAGAUCGAGUCUGGAAAACUGGAUAAUAAGCCUCAUGCGACACCCCCAGAACCACCGCCUCGUAAAUAUUAUGCAAAGCAAACAAUGACCGAGUUGAAACAAUGUUCGGAGGAUUCGCGAAAACCUCAAGUUCCAGAGAGAGUCGGCAUAAAAGGAGAAUGUAAAAAAGUAGAUUUAAGUUUAUGUGUUAAUCAUAUUAAAAGCAAUUCGGAUUGUCAAGAUAAAAAGGAUUCUUCAAGUGUGCUUAAUUACACAGAAAAUUCAAUGGACUUAAUUGGCCAAGGACCAACUGUAAGUUUAAGCGAUCAAAAACUUGAUCGUUUAAACUUGUCCGAUGCUUCAUUGUACGAUGAAAGUAAUGACAAGCAAUCGAGAGAGGAAAAAUGUUGUUUUGAAACAUAUGUUGAAAAAUUGGUUUGCUCGGAUCAAUCCAUAACAGACUGUUAUAGGUUUGAUCAUUCUCCUCGCAAUAUCGAUAUUCCUGACGGUAUAACACACUCGAAACAAACGAUAUCGUCAGAUUUUAAGUCGAGAUCAGAGAAGGAUAAAAGUAAUGAGAAAAGUGUUGUUAAUAGAGCUAUGAUGGUAGCUAAGAGUAUCGGCUUACAUAGUAGUUUAAAUAAAUGUAAUAGCAGUCCAAGAAGCAAUAGAAAACGGAAUGUCUUGCUGGCAAAGGGAAGAAGUGUGUCCGUACGAGACAUUAAUGCUGGCGAUUUAGAAGGGUGGUUGACGUAUCGUAGUAGAGGAGCGGGUGGUGCCUGGGCAAAGGCCUGGUUUGUAUUAAAGUGUUCAUCAUUGUACAGAUUUAAAACACAGGAGAGUGUAAAGGCAGACUGCUUGAUCGUAUUAACGGGUUUCACCAUAUCGCCGGCUAGCGAAGUAAAAUCGAGAAAGUAUUCCUUCAAAGUGUAUCAUACGGGAACGGUGUUUUACUUUGCUGCCGAUACCGAAGACUCUUUGAUUCUCUGGCUGGAUGCAAUUAGCAAAGGCACUUUAGGUGCGGACGCUCAAAACCCCCAAAGUAUCGGAUUCUUCAGCGAAACCGACGAGAGCGAUAGCGAGAGUCACAAGAGUAAGGCAAAGUCGUCGGAAUCGUCGAAAUUAAGCCCGGAGAAAUCGUUUGGCUCUUUGAGAAAGCUCGUACGAAGAGAUCACGAGAUUGCUGCUGGCGCGAGCUUGGAUCGAAAAUAUUUGAAAUUUCUCAGUGCGAGAAGUCAGAAUAUGCCUGUGCCAACGGCGCAAUUUCGAAGUUACAGACGGGUGGUGCCUACGUCGACACCAAACAAGAAAGAAGUUUGCAAUUCAAAUGCUCCAGAUUUACAAAUGACCAUUGCCGGUAGUACGUUCUACGGUACGACGACGUCGCAGAGAGCUACGGAUACGCCCAACAAUUCAGACAUCGAUGAUUAUCGGCACGCUGCGGACAGAUCUGUUGGUAAAAGGCCGGACAUUCUUCAAGGUUUCGUAAUGCAACAAGAUUUCGUGACAUCGCAGCGAGACGAAGAGCAGCGAAGGCAAAGUAUGGCAAACGAAUCCGUGUCUCCGCGCACAUCUCUGCACAUACAGCAUAGGAACUUGAACGAUAAUGCGGCGUACACCGAGCAAAUUAGGAGACAAUUAAGUGACAUAUCUUUGAAUGACAUUGGCAAUAUUUAUGGCAAGACUAACGAUGAAAUACCGAAUAACAACAUGACGUAUAUUCAGUCAAACAAGUGCACGAGUGUACACACGCCUCGUCAGUCGAUAAAUUGUCGAGCUGUCCGAGCCGAAAGCGAAGCAAAUUGCGAUCAACCUUGCGGCAGGUGCAUAGCGAUUGGACAGAAAAAGACGUGCGACUCGUCAAGUUAUGCGCAGAAGAGAAGAGCGCAGGAAUUUGUGAAUUCUCAGAAAGCUCGACACGACGAUUCGUUUAAUCAGAGAAAUCAAAGUGCAGACUACGAGCAGCUUAACAAGCGCUUGCAAUCUCCCAAUCACGAGAGCUACCAGAUGCACCAUCUUUCGUCAAGGAAUAUCGGAUAUUCCGUGUCCAGUAGCGACCUCGCGACAUCGUCUGAAACGCAGCAGUGCGUAAGGAAAGACGUGUCGAUUAAUCGGAAGGAGAGUUUCAAUUCUUCCGAGAGACACUGGCUAGAUUCGCUGAGACGCGGCGAUAAAAAUCGUCUGAAAAACGUAGCGCAGUACCAACCACCACCCAUACCGACGUCGCCCUUCGAGCAAGAAGGAAUGCGCGCCGCGUUCGAAAUGCAUUUGGAUAAAAGCGAUCGCGUGCAGAAAGCGAGUCGACUGAAGAGUUUAUUCGGUGGCAAACAGCCAAAAUUAGAAGCAGGCUCGCCGCGGUUCAACAGAGCGCUAUUUCGUGACAAGUGUUGCUCCUCUCAUGCCGAUAGUUGUGUCAACAACAACAACAACAGCCCUUCUCAGACGUUGACUGCAACUUUUGGUUCAACUAGUUCGGUGAAUGAUUCGAGUGCGGAUAACAAUGCGACAGCAUCCUCUAGCGUAUCAAAGAGCUUUACGAAUUCUGGCAGAAAUGUCGCACCUCCAGUCUUACCGUACAUACCACCACCGACAUCUCCGCCACCCGAUUAUCCUGCUUUAGUAUAUUACUCUCUCUCGGAUGCGUCAUUGCUGCGCAGUCGCAAGAAAAGUAGUCGAAACGAAUGAAAGAAAAGGAGAGUGAAAUUCAUCUUUUCGAUUAAGCAACCAAAGAUAACAAUCUGACAGAGUUCCGCGCGAGUGAAUUAACCAUAUUUCUAUGUAUAUGUAGUUGUAUAGAAAUUAUUUAUUUCAAUAUCUUACGAAUCAAGUAUAAUAAUAUGAAAGACUGAUCUGAAUGUUAUUUAACUUGAGGCAAUAAUUUGGAAAUUGAUUACAUAUUCUUGUAGGCUAGGUGUAUGUAAUAAUAUUUUUCAACAAUCAAUAACCCCAUGAUAUUGUAUUUAUAAGAUGAGAAAAAUGUGCGUGUGUUUUUAAUAACAUGGUAAGAAAAUGAUGUAUUUUGUA